AUGGAGAACACACAGGGUGGAAACCAAGGGGGCUGGUUCAGGAUCACAAUUCCUUACGGAAUAAAGUAUAACAAGACAUGGUUACUAAACUCAAUCCAAAAUCACUGUAGUGUCCCCUUCACCAUGGUCGAUUUCCAUUAUUUAAAAGACCGGGCCCAGUUCUUUAUCCAGGAUGGUACUGCUGCCUCUGCAUUGAAGGAUAUCAACCACAAGAUUUGUGAUGAGGAAAAUAAAAAGGUAUGUGUUUUUGUUACUUACUAUUCUUAUCACUCUCAGAAUAAAUUGGAGCCAGAAGAAAUGAAGCUAAAUGGCUCUCACUACCUUUCUCUGCAGCUGACCAUGAGAAAAUGCUAUGAUAUUGUCCAAAAAUGUCUUGACCUCCAUAAACUUCGUUUUGACCCAGAGUUGGUGGACCAUGAUAUUGCUAUAAUACUGAAUUGAAGAAACUGCAUAUCUGCCACCCUGCAGAUCAUCAAAGAGAAUUUCUCCAAGAUAAGGCCUUAUCUUUUGUCCUUGAACUUGUGCAAGAACAAACUGUAUCAGCUGGAUGGCCUGUCUGACGUUAUACAGAUAGUCCCCACAGUCAAGAUCUUGAACCUGUCCAAAAAUGAGGUACAGUCAGCCUGGGAGUUAAGCAAGAUGAAAGGGCUGAAGCUUGAAGAGCUGUGACUAAAAGGGAACACCUUAUACAGCACAAACAAGUCCACCUAUAUAAGUGCCAUCAGAGAUUGUUUCCCCACAUUAUAUUACUUGAUCUAUGACUCUGGAGAUGAACAGGGUCUCCUCAAUGCUUGGCAUGAUGAGGUGUGCUUCUCCCUGACCAUUCCCUUAAACCCUGAAGAUGCAGCAUUAAACAGCUUGGAAGAAUACUUCAAGGAUACCAGGGACAUUAAAAAGUUGAGGACUCUGGUAAAUCAUACAAAGUAUGACAUUGUUGACUCCCUCAAUAUGUUGCCCAAAACUCAGCAUGACUUUCACUCCUAUGUGGUAGACCUGAGCAUCUGGAUGGCGACCAUCCUUAGCAACUGUUCUUUCCCUUCCCUACUCUAUUUUUCUGUCAAUGGGGUUUUUAAAGAAGUGGAAGGAAAUUCUCAAGGUUCUCUCUGUGCUUUCACCUGGACCUUCAUCUUGACUUCUGAUAGCAAUUCCAAUCUGUGCAUUAUGAAUGAUGAUGUGAGGAAUACCAAGACCAAAGAAACUCAGAACACCUUCUCCUUUCCGGUACCCACACCCUUCUCAAACUGCAUGCCCACCAUCUCCCAGAAGCAGCAGGAAAUGAUGCAGGUUUUCUGCACUCAGUCUUGGACAAACCUCCUGUGAUCUCAGAAGUGUCUUCAGGACAAUGAGUGGAACUACACCACAGCUGGUCAGGUCUUCACUAUGCUCAAGAACAAGGGAAAGAUCCCAGAGGAAGCCUUCAAACUAAGAAACAAGCACAGAGAGUUUGUGGAGUUUAUGACUCCACAAAUGAGAAGUCAGAAGAAAUGCUGUGGGAAGAAAGUAUAUGACCAUUCAAAGGACAAAGACUGCCUGCACCCGCCAACCAGAGACCAUAUAUUGGGAGAAGCGGAGCAGUACUUCUCCGAAACCAGGGCGUAUGGAGUGGGAAGUUUUAAGAUAUCAGGGUUUAAGUCCCAGCCAAGCACCACGGAGGCAUGGGAGUCGGCUGAGUGGGACAAACUGUGUUUGCAGCACUGUGAGGCGGGCUACUUCAAAGAACAAAUCGAAGCACACCUGGUUGAGGGUCGAAAACAUCACCAUGAGUAG
Molecule: messenger RNA, 1767 nt
Organism: Puma concolor (puma)
Lineage: Eukaryota; Metazoa; Chordata; Mammalia; Carnivora; Felidae
Source: RefSeq, a predicted model, not a curated record